Synchiropus splendidus (mandarinfish) is the source of this 5464-nucleotide messenger RNA. RefSeq names its product bromodomain adjacent to zinc finger domain, 1B (gene baz1b). Gene Ontology annotation, biological process: chromatin remodeling. Gene Ontology annotation, molecular function: histone H2AXY142 kinase activity; protein binding. Bases 605 to 5323 code for a protein of 1572 amino acids. The record is from RefSeq and is a predicted model, not a curated record. The transcript is spliced from 21 exons. NCBI's taxonomy places the organism in Eukaryota, Metazoa, Chordata, Actinopteri, Syngnathiformes, Callionymidae. Gene Ontology annotation, cellular component: WICH complex.
AAACGUUUCUAGGGUGGACAGAACUGCGCCGGUCUACUAGAAUCUCCCGCCAUUUCAACUGGAACUUCACCUCCUGAUUGAUCCAGGUUCUCGGUGUCUGAAGAUGCCCACACCGUUAUAUGAUAACUAGGAGAUUCAAUUGUUUAUUUUUUUCCACGGCAAGGAUUAUCAUUUGGGCGAGGAUUCUCCUGGUUCACUCGGAGUGAAGCGCCAAAAAGACGUGCUGCCGAAUCGUGAUUUUGCCGCGAGUUUGAUUCUGUUGUGGGCUGGAUUUUGACAUGAUCGACCUGAGGACGUCGUAAGUCAACACUAUAUCGAGGUUGCCCGCAGUGUCAAACUUAGGUAUAGUGCGAGGACGCGGAGUAUAAGAAGCGCAAAUAAUGCAAUGAGGCGCCUUGGAAGAAGCGCGUUGUUGUUGUUUUGCAACGACAUAGCAACUCAGCGUACUAGUUAGCCCGUUAGCUGCCACACGUUGAGCUCCGGGCCUACCGGCUGCGCGCUUUAUUGCUGGGCUUUUGGUGUAUGUGACGGACCUAUUUUUGAGGACUAUCCAGCCUGCGUGUUAGAGGGGUUGCGUAAGUUGAGCACGAGCUGUUAAUUCGCCAUGGCACCGCUUCUGGGCCGUAGACCUUAUCCGCUGGCUAAGCCCCUAGCUGAGCCACCAGGCCCGGGAGAGGAGGUGUACAUCAUCGAGCACACGAAGGAGGCCUUCAGGAACAAAGAUGAAUAUGAGGCGCGAUUGAGUAGGUACAGUGAGCGUAUCUGGACAUGCAAGAGCACUGGCAGUCUCCAGCUGACGCACAAAGAAGCAUGGGAGGAGGAACAAGAAGUCACAGAACUGCUGCAGGAGGAGUAUCCAGUGUGGUUCGAGAAGCCCAUAUUGGAGAUGGUCCACCACAACACAGUGUCGCUAGAUAAACUGGUUGAAAUGGCUUGGAUGGAGAUUUUAACCAAAUACGCUGUUGGAGAAGAGUGUGAUUUCGUGGUUGGGAAGGACAAAACCCUGCGCGUCAAUGUGGUUAAGAUUCACCCUUUAGAAAACCCAGAGGGUGAGGCUGGUGAGAAGAAACUUGAAGGUGCCUGUGACUCACCAUCUAGUGACAAAGAAAACGCCAGUCAGGAGAAUCAGAAGAAGGAGCCUGCACCCAGAGAGGAAGACAACAGAAGAGAGAGUCUCAGUGACAGAGCUCGACGUUCCCCACGAAAAAGUACCACUGCCACCAAGGAAGAAAAGAAGAGAUGGGUGAUGCCAAAAUUCCUCCCUCUUAAAUAUGACGUGAAGCUUGUCAGUGAGGACAAGGUGAUCAGUGACGUUCCAGCUGACAGCCUUUUCAGGACUGAGCGUCCGCCUACCAAGGAGAUCAUCCGCUACUUCAUCAGGCACUACGCUCAGAGAUUAGGUAUGGGAGAGAGUGCCCCCUGGGUGGUCGAAGAUGAGCUUGUGAAGAAGUUCAGUCUACCUAGUAAAUUCAGCGACUUCCUGCUUGCACCUCACAAGUUUUUAGCUGAGAAUCCUUCAGCAAAGCGCAAGAGCUUGACAUCUCCUGGCGGCCGAGGAAACAAAAAGUUGAAGACGUCUGAUUCCCAUGAUGAUUCUGGAAAUGAGAAAGGUGAGGAGAAGAAGGACUCUCAAGGAAUGCCCCUCAGUCCUACCAUGUGGAGCCAAAUGCAGAAAAUAAAAAUAAAUCGUUCUCCACUCAAGGCCAAGACUCCAGGAUCACAGAAGAAAGACAGUAAAAGUGUUGGGCCUUCAACUCCAAAGUCUGGGAAGAAGCCUGGAGACAAGAAAGACGCUAAGAACUCGCGAAAGCGUAGUGAUAAGAAGCUUGGUAUAUUGACUAAAAAAGAUGGAAAAGUAGGUCCGAAGUCUCCUAAGAUGAAACAGAUGACAUUGUUACAUCUAGCGAAAAGCCCCUCGUCUGGUAGUCCUAAGAAGCGUGCGAGAAGUAGCAGCUUGGGCACAGCAAAACUUGGAAAACCAUUACCUCCAAUGGCUCUACACCUAGUUCGCUAUUACAAAGAACACAAGGACAAGCCGGACAAGAAGAACACUCUUUCAUCCCUCAUCACGAAAAGCGCCAAAAACUUGUCUGCGGAUGACAGGAACAGAUUACCAGAGGAGCUCAGGGAGCUUGUGCAGAAGCGCUAUGCCUUUUUGGAGGGGAAGAAGCGAAGGGCAGCCAUGACGGAUGAGGAGAAGCAUGCAGAAUUAAGACAAAAAUUGCGAGAAAGAGCAAAGGAACGACGUGAAAAAGAGAUGCUUGUCCGUCUGGAGCAGUCCCGUAGAUAUGAAGACCAGGACAUCGAUGAUGGCAAAACUCUGCCCACGUUCAAGCUGGUGGACAUGCCCGAGGGCUUACCCAACACUCUGUUUGGGAGUAUUGCAAUGGUGGUGGAUUUCCUCAACUGUUAUUCUGGACUUCUCAUGCCUGACAAUCCCCAUCCCAUCACAGCGGUGGGGCUGAUGGAAGCCCUGGCUGGCGGUCGUUCUGGCUUCCAGUACAUAAACAAGAUGAUGGUGGUGCUACUUCAGACUCUGUUGCAGGACGAGCUAGCUGAGGGCUACAGUGAGCUCGACAUGCCGUUAUCGGAGAUCCCUCUGACUGUGCACUCUGCUUCUGAGCUUGCCAGACUAUGUCUGCGUCCAUGUGACGCGCAUGGCGAAGAGAGCGCUCAGGGCUCGGUCGAGUCUGGGGGCUUGGGUGACUUUGACGACGUGGUGACCAGUGAAUUCCUGGAGAAACUUGAAACGGUGGAGGUUUUUGAGCUGAGCCCCGAGGAGAAGGUCAAUAUACUAGUUGCACUUUGCCAUCGUAUCCUCAUGACCUACUCUGUAGAAGACCACGUAGAAGCAAUCCAUCAGCGCUCAGCUGAGCUGUGGAAGGAGCGUCUGGCCAUGCUCAAGGAAGCCAACGAUCGGAAAAAGGCUGAGAAACAAAAACAGAAGGAAGAAGGCGAGAAGAAGAAAGAGGUCAAAGAGACCAAGAAGGAGAAGGAAGUAAAGGUGGAGCCUCCAACUGAGCCUGAGGACAUGAUUAGCUCAGUAAAGAGCCGUCGCCUCAUGUCUAUGCAAGUCAAGAAGGAGAAGGAAGAACUGGAAAGACUGAAUAAAGAACGCAUGGAGCGUGAGGCCGAGGAGGAGCGCCAGCGUAAGCAGCGGGCUGCGACAGAGAGGGCCUUCCAGGAUGGGAUAACCAAAGCCAAACUGCUUCUGCGCCGGGUGCCUCUGGGGACAGACAGAAAUCACAACAGGUAUUGGCUCUUCUCUAACGAAGUUCCCGGUUUGUUCAUUGAGAAAGGCUGGGUGCAUGAAAGCAUUGACUACAGCUUCACACCACCACCUGAAGAAAAACCUGCUGAGACAAAUGAAGAUGAGGAUUCUGAGUCGGCAUCUGUUCAUGAGUCUCAAGGAACUGACAAGGAUGACUGUAGUGUGGAUGAGGCCGUGAGUGAUGGUGCCCAGCAGGGGGCAGCAGCAGACAUCUGUGUCGAGACAACAAUCCCAAAGCAAGGACAAAACCUUUGGUUUGUGUGCGAGAGUGAAGAACAGCUCGCCAAUUUGUCCGACAGCCUUCAUCCUCAGGGAGUCAGAGAGAGUGACCUGAAGACAAAGAUUCAGAGCUUGUACCCAACAAUCACCCACUCCAUUAAUAUUAGCACAAAGCACAAACUGGGCCUCAACCCGUGUAAUCAGGAAGUGGAUCUGAUAAGCUUCAUCCGCAGUGAUAUUCAGGAAGUGGCAUCACGCCUUCAAAAGGGAGGGCUGGGAUACCUGGAUGAUGAUGUAGACCUUGAAGAACAGUUGAAGGAUGUUAACAGCCUGAAGGAAUUUGGGGAGUUCAUAAUCACCAUCCAGGCCUGUGUAAUUAAAAAGUUCCUUCAGGGAUUCAUGGCACCAAAGCAGAAAAAGAAGAAAAAAACAGGAGAAGAGAGUGCAAAAGCUGAAGAAGUGGAUGAGGAGAAGAGGCUUACAGAUGAGGCCAAGGUGGCAACGGCAGUGGAAAAGUGGAAAAAUGCCAUCCGUGAAGCUCAGACGUUUUCAAGGAUGCACGUGCUGCUCGGAAUGCUGGACGCCUGCAUCAAGUGGGACAUGUCUGCAGAGAAUGCACGCUGCAAAGUCUGCCGCAGGAAAGGUGACGAUGAGAAGCUCAUCCUUUGCGACGAGUGCAACAAAGCUUUCCACUUGUUCUGCUUGCGACCUGUUCUGCAUCGUAUACCUGCGGGCGAGUGGAGAUGUCCGGCCUGCCAUCCCAGUGAGGCUAGACGAGGCUCCAGGUCCAGGAACUAUAAUCAAGACACAGAAGAGGAGGAUGAAGAUGAGUCCGAGGAGGAGGACUCGGAAGAGGAUGAAGAGGAUGUGGAUGAUGACUCCAGAGCUAUUGGUCACAGCUUGAGACCACGGAAGAAGAAUCACAAGUCGUCGUCUCGACAGAAAAGUUCGAAACCAAAAUCCAAGAAAGGUUCCAGCAAUCACAGCAGCAAGCAGAAGGGUGGCCCCAACAGUCCUGCCGACAUCGAUGAGCUGGUGCGACAAAGUUCCCGGUCGGGGCUGAGCAAGCAGGCUCGGGAGCUGGAACGCUGCGAGGAAAUCAUCAAGAAGCUCAUGAAAUUCCGUUACAGCUGGCCCUUCAGGGAGCCUGUUUCGCUGGAUGAGGCUGAGGACUACUUGGAAGUCAUCACGCAGCCGAUGGACUUCCAGACCAUGCUGGGCAAGUUUGGCCAGAACUCGUACCGCCACGCCCAGGACUUCAUGGAAGACGUGAAGCUGAUCUUCUCCAAUGCUGAGGAGUACAACGACCAAGGCAGCACUGUCCUCAACUGCAUGGCCAAGACGGAGCAAAGCUUCGUGGAGCUGCUCCAAAAACUGCUGCCUAACGUCAACUACCUCCGAAGACACUCGCGCAAGCGCACCAGCAAAGCUCAGGAAACAUCGGACGAAGAGGAAGACGAAGAAGAAGAAGAAGAAGAGGAGGAGGAAGCAGUGGAGGAUGAGGAUCAGGACGAGGAGGAAGAGCCAGAGAAAGAAAAGCAAAAGAAAAUGCAAAACGGCAAAUCAAAUGGAAAGAAAUCGACCAACGGGCGACGGCGGGCUGCUGUGGAGAGUGAGAGCGAGGAGGAAGAGGAGGAGGAUGUCGGUCGGAGGAAAAGCAAAAGGACUUCUGCCACUUCAGGCAAGAAGCAGUAUAAGGAGCAGGAGAGCGACGAGGAGCGGGAUACGCGCAGAACAAGGUCACGGAGAGGUCGAACUGACACCACCGGGGGUGAGAGCAGCGAGGAGGAGCCGCUCAACCGACAGCGACAUUCCAAGAGGCUGAAACGCUGAUAGAGUCCUGGCCUGUUUUUCUCUCUCUAAUAAGAGUGUAGCCCUUCUGCCUCUCAGGACAACCCUCAUUAGGAACAACGUACCCUGGAUAUUUUUUUUUGUCAACAAAAACAUUUAUAUUUGUAAAAAAACAAAAAAAUU